Ramularia collo-cygni is the source of this 1593-nucleotide messenger RNA. RefSeq names its product probable phenylalanyl-tRNA synthetase beta chain cytoplasmic. The record is from RefSeq and is a predicted model, not a curated record. Gene Ontology annotation, molecular function: tRNA binding; ATP binding; phenylalanine-tRNA ligase activity. Gene Ontology annotation, cellular component: cytosol; phenylalanine-tRNA ligase complex; cytoplasm. The coding region runs from base 1 to 1593 and encodes 530 amino acids. NCBI's taxonomy places the organism in Eukaryota, Fungi, Ascomycota, Dothideomycetes, Mycosphaerellales, Mycosphaerellaceae. Gene Ontology annotation, biological process: phenylalanyl-tRNA aminoacylation. The transcript has a single exon.
AUGCCGGGAACACGAGGCCCAGUGCCGGUACCGGACAGCCGCGAUCUCACUCUCACAAUCCUCGAACAGCUCGAGACGACGGACCCGCUUCAAUCAGAUGAAGCAUACCCUCAGAUACCGCAGGCCGAGGUCAAGGCGGCACUCGAUCGUCUGGCAAGCCGUGCCAUGGUCGAGUACAAGAAGAACGAUAGCGAACGAGUAAACUUGAGCAAAGAGGGUCAACAGAUCUGCGAUGAAGGUAGCCAUGAGUACAAGGUGUGGGAAGCGGUGCAGAAGGCAGGUCGCCUGAGCUUGAAGGACCCGGCGCUAUCAACACCCAACGCGAAGCUCGGUCAAGGUAAUGCCUUCAAACUGCAAUGGGUGAAGAAGGACGGCGAUGCCUUGAUCCCGCUCAAGGACACCGUUGUGGAUGCUACACGGGAGACGCUCAAGUAUGUCGCGGAAUACCACACCGUGCCCGACCCGAGACAGCAAAAGGACUUCCAGAAGAGAAAAUUGGUCACCACGGAGAAGAUCAUCACAUAUGAGAUCCGCAAAGGUCCCAAGUGGGGUAAAGAGAUCCCAGUCGAGGUUACGGAUCUCACUGCAGAGAUGGUCGAGGAUGGCAGCUGGAAGACCGCAAACUUCAAGCCCUACAAUUUCAACGCAUUGGGAGCGGAUCAAAAGUCUGGCGCACUACACCCGUUGAACAAAGUACGAGAGGAGUUCCGACGGAUCUUCUUCGAUUGGAACUUCAUCGAGAUGCCUACCGGCAGGUUCGUCGACACCGGUUUCUGGAACUUCGACGCUCUCUUCGUUCCACAGCAGCAUCCCGCUCGUGACAUGCAAGACACCUUCUACGUAUCGGAUCCAGCAGAAGCAGGUCCACCUGGACCUGAUCGGCUGGCAGAUGCUGCACUCGAGCAGAUGGAAGCCAAGAGCCAGCUUUCUGCCGUUGAGAAGACUGAGUACUCCAAACUCGACUACGCCCAAUACUAUCAAGAUGUCAAGGCUGUUCACCAGGAUGGCAAAUUCGAUUCUGUGGGCUACCGCUACCCAUACACCGACUCAGAAACUCGCAAACUUGUCCUACGAACACACACGACUGCCGUCUCGACAUACUGCUUGCACCGACUAGCCGCCGACCCACGGCCAGUACGCUACUUCUCCAUUGAUCGCGUCUUUCGGAACGAGACCGUCGAUGCCACCCAUCUUGCAGAGUUUCACCAGAUUGAGGGUGUCAUUGCAGACUACGGUCUGACCCUUGGUGGUCUCCAGUCUUUCCUUGCCAAGUUCUUCGAGCAGCUCAACAUCACCAACCUCCGUUUCAAGCCUGCAUACAACCCCUACACCGAGCCCAGUAUGGAAGUCUUCGGUUUCCACGGCGGACUGAACAAGUGGGUGGAGAUUGGCAAUUCGGGUAUGUUCCGACCGGAAAUGCUGCUUCCCAUGGGCUUGCCAGCCGAUCUCCGUGUCUAUGGUUUUGGUCUGAGUUUGGAGAGACCGACCAUGAUCAAGUAUGGUAUCGACAAUAUUCGGGCAUUGCUGGGUCACAAGGUGGACCUGAACAUGAUUGAGAACAACGCAGCUGUGCGUCUGGACAGGGAGGAUUGA